CGGGUAUGUUAAAGGAUGCAGGGAAGCGUGUCGAGAGAAUUCGGAGGUCUGGCGCAUUCACACAUUCACAGCGGCAAACGCGUGUCCGCUGCGCGCGCUCGACGCUCCUGGCUGCUGCGGAGACGCCGGAGGCGCCUCGCCCUGGGUCUCCCCGGCAGGUCUCCUUCUUCCUUCGGAGGAGGAGAAUGGAGGAGGAGGGAGCCUCCUGAUUGGCCGGAGCAUCUGCCGGGGCCCCCAAUUAAAGUGCAGCGGGAGGAGGGGGAGGAGGAGGACGACGACGACGAAGAAGAAGAAGAGGAGGAGGAGGAGGCGCCGUCUUGGCUGCUGGAGCCGGGCGGCAGGAUGGGCAGCCGCAUCACUUUCUUCGAGGUGGAAAUCCUUGAUUGGAAGACAAAGCAACAACUAUGCUUUUUGGAAAAGGUUGAGCCACGUGCUACAAUAAGUGAUAUUAGACUAAUGUUCCAUAAAAUAUAUCCCCAGUGGUAUCCAGCAAGGCAGUCUAUGAGACUUGAUCCCCAAGGAAAAUCACUGAAGGAUGAAGAAAUUAUCCAGCUGCUCCCUGUUGGCACAACUGCUACACUCUAUUUUAAAGAUUUAGGGCCCCAACUAGGAUGGACUAUGGUGUUUCUAAUAGAAUAUUCGGGCCCAUUGUUCAUCUAUUUUGUGUUUUAUUUCCGCAUGCCUUUUAUCUAUGGCCUGGAUGACAGGUUUACCACGAGCCGACAUCCAGUAGUUAACUUGGCAUGUAUCUGCCAUUCUUUCCACUACAUCAAAAGGUUGAUUGAAACAAUAUUUGUUCAUCGGUUCUCCCAUGGGACUAUGCCACUGAGGAAUAUUGUUAAGAACUGUGCGUAUUAUUGGGGAUUUGCUGCCUGGCUUGCUUACUAUAUUAACCAUCCUCUUUACACACCACCUUCUUAUGGACAAAAACAAGUCAACUUUGCGCUGAUCAUGGUUUUUACCUGUGAAGCCGGAAACUUUUCUAUCCAUGUUGCGCUUAGUAAUCUCAGAAGAGAUGGUAAAAGAUCCAAGACCUGUAAGAUUCCUUACCCAACAAAGAAUCCUUUCACGUGGCUAUUUUAUUUUGUGUCCUGCCCCAACUAUACUUAUGAGCUGGGCACAUGGAUUGGUUUUACUAUCUUGACUCAGUGCGUACCAGUGGGAUUGUUCACCUUACUCUGUUUCAUUCAGAUGACAGUCUGGGCAAAAGACAAGCAUGGCACCUAUAUACGACAAUUUAAGGAUUAUCCUAGCCUUAGAAUGUCCAUCAUUCCUUUCUUACUUUAAAGAACAAGAGGUUUUUUUCUCCCAUCCUGAAUUUUAGGAAGCAAAGUCAAUGGACCGUACUGAGACACUUGCAGAAAAAGGAUAUACUGUUAUGAAGUGAUAAUGUAAAUGAAAAAUAUUGAGUGCAUGCUAAAAUUAUUCUGCUAUGAGAAGUACCAUGGGCUCAAAGACCACAUCUCAGGGUUUUGUGUUUUUGUUUUCAGUAUUAAUUCCUGGGUUUUUUCCCCUAUUGCCGCCUUGGUAGCGAAGAAUGUUUGGAGCUAACUCAGUCUGGCUGGUGAGGCUUAAAAAAAUUAAGGAAGAGAGGAAGUAUGACAAUUUGCCAUGUCUGGAAUUUCAUCAAAUUGCAUAUUCUGGGGAAUAUCCAAAAAGGAAGUCUCCAGAUGGGAUUGCAUAUAAUAUCCAAGGCACAGACAGUUGCAUGGACUAUCUCGAGAAAGCAUUUGCUCUUGCAAAUACUUUUAAAAUGUCAAUAAUAGUGUUACAGAGAGAGACUAUUAGAACUGAGAAAAGCCAGUAUUUUAUGUUAAGGGUAAUAAUUUGAUAACAGCGUAGUUGGGACCAUACUAUUCCAGGACUGUAUCACUUGAUUAUCUGUGUUUUUUAGUCUUGGAAAACGUUUUUAUUCUGCAAUUCUGUCCACAAGUACUUGAUGGUAAUGCUUACUGAACUCAAUGGAAAUUACUUCCAAGUAAAUAUAUACAAGUGUGGGACACAUGUUCAGUAGACAGACUGAAGCUGAAUUGUAGUCCUCAGAGAAGAUACCCAGGUCUCCCAAAUUGGAAAGAACCGUCUAACUCUCCCAGGUUAUGAUUUUGCCUAUAGUGGUCAGUAUGUUUCAUGAAGGCUCUGGAAACAUCAUUUGAAGAAAUGGGGACAAUAUUGUCUCAGACUUUAUGUAGGACUUUAGCAACAAAGAUUUAUUUGUCUAGAAACAAUGUACAGAAUUUUUCCACUAUUUGUAAAGAGAAUAUGCAAUAAACUCGAGCUUAUAUUUUGAA
Messenger RNA from Anolis carolinensis (green anole), 2288 nucleotides. RefSeq names its product very-long-chain enoyl-CoA reductase. The record is from RefSeq and is a predicted model, not a curated record. Gene Ontology annotation, biological process: very long-chain fatty acid biosynthetic process. Bases 16 to 1287 code for a protein of 423 amino acids. The transcript is spliced from 13 exons. Lineage: Eukaryota; Metazoa; Chordata; Lepidosauria; Squamata; Anolidae. Gene Ontology annotation, molecular function: oxidoreductase activity, acting on the CH-CH group of donors.